Molecule: messenger RNA, 1227 nt
Organism: Colletotrichum aenigma
Lineage: Eukaryota; Fungi; Ascomycota; Sordariomycetes; Glomerellales; Glomerellaceae
Exons: 2
Coding region: 1-1227 (408 amino acids)
Source: RefSeq, a predicted model, not a curated record
AUGGACGCGCACGCCGAUGAGGAUGCAGCACCCGCCGCCCAGAAAUUCAUCUUCUCGAAGCAGGACGAGAGGAGGAUUAGGCGGCGGUGUAUAUGGGCUGCUUUCUUCUUCGACGCUGUUGCAAUAGCACUCAUCAUACCUCUUUGCGUCGGUGGUUGGGUUCACAAUGCCAAUCAGGUUGGUGGGACAGUCAACAGCGAAGACAUACAUCUCGUAACAUGGUCAGCGGUAUAUCGCCGGACCGAGAGCCAGCGCCAGAGCACUUUUGUUUUUACUUGGUUCCUGAGUAGCUGCUGCUUCAAGGAGGCAUAUGUCGACAGCAGCUAUGCGCUCGCGGGUUGCGUACACAGAACGCCCGGCAGUGCUUUCGAUCUGCAGAGUAUCAUUCAAGACGUCGAAGACAGGCUGGGGGAGCAGGACAAUGUGGAAGCCGGUCCAAUAACGGACCCAGAAGGCCGCUUCGUGGGACCAUCGCCAGCAGAGUUUGCGACAGCCGACGUUGUCACCUCGACGCGGGAUGCGCUGGCGUCCUACGGAAUUUACCUAGCAAUCAACAUGGGCACUUGGAUCUUCCAGAUCAUCUCCAAGAGGCAUCACUACGCUCUCAACGCAUCCCACUACCGCGUAAUGACGACUGCGCAAGUUCUCGCACUGUUCGCCUUGCUCGUCGCUUCAGGCAUCACAACAGCAGCAGCGCACAAAGCGAAAGCGGCCCUGGACGAAUUCGACGACGUGUUUCCGUACCAUGCGGUUGGGUCGUCAUUCGCAGCCCUGACGUGGUGCGCCUUCGUCAGCCACAUGCUUGGAUGCCUCGCCUACGUCGGGGCGGUGUUGAUCUGGCACCGACUGCAACGGCCGGAACUGUAUCCACCAGAGCCCGAGGACGAGAUUGAGCGGGCAAGGAGGGCGGGCGCGCGUGGAGAAGUGGCCGCGUAUCGUCUGCGGAGACUCGACGAACCGGCGGUCCAUCGGGAGGUUGAUCCCAAUGCUGCUGUCGAUGAUGAAUUACCGCCAUAUUCCAGAGUCGACCCUAAUGAAGGGAGAAUAGUCAGCCAGGAAGGAAGAGAGCCUGAGAUUGUGGAAGGGCCCAUUGAGUUGGCUCAUCUCAGAGGGAUUCGCAAUCCGCCCCUUCAACCGGUGGACGAGCAGGGAAAUACCCCAGCUCCGGCGUAUGAGCUUCACCAGUGGCCACCAAAUCUCAGGACGUUACGGCGCCCAGAGACCUAG